This is a messenger RNA of Diabrotica virgifera virgifera (western corn rootworm), 1149 nucleotides long. RefSeq names its product cathepsin L-like proteinase. The transcript is spliced from 5 exons. Gene Ontology annotation, molecular function: cysteine-type endopeptidase activity. The coding region runs from base 45 to 1010 and encodes 321 amino acids. NCBI's taxonomy places the organism in Eukaryota, Metazoa, Arthropoda, Insecta, Coleoptera, Chrysomelidae. Gene Ontology annotation, cellular component: lysosome. The record is from RefSeq and is a predicted model, not a curated record.
ACAGUUUUUUGUGAACUUCAUCAUAAUUAUUAAGAAAAUUCAUCAUGCAAGUGUUUGUCGUUAUUGCUGCUCUUAUUGUGGCAAUCUCCGCUGGAUUGCAUGAAGAUUAUGAGGAAUGGAUCUCAUUCAAGGUUAAAUUCUCAAGAAAGUAUGGACCUGCAGAAGACAAAUCUAGAUUCCAAAUUUUUCAAAAGAAGCUUCGUGAGAUUGAACAGCAUAACGAGAAAUAUGCAAAGGGUGAGAUAGGAUGGAAGCAGGGGGUUACUCAAUUUACAGAUUGGACCGAAGAAGAGUUUGAAGCUAUUUUAGAUAAACAACUUGCUACAGAACCAGUACUUGAAGAUAGUUUAGGGGUUUACAAAGCUGAUCCAAAUGAACUAUUAGAAGCAUCUGUUGAUUGGAGAGAAAAGGGCGCAGUAUUACCUGUGAGGCAUCAGAGUAAACCUAGAGAUUGUGGAUCAUGCUGGGCAUUUAGUGCCGUUGGAGCCCUGGAGGGACAAGUAGCAAUCCACAAAAAACAAAAAAUCCCUUUGAGUCCACAAAACCUUGUCGACUGCACUAGGAAUUAUGGAAACAGAGGUUGUAGGGGUGGUUGGCCAGUGCGUUCUUUCCAAUAUAUACAAAAGGAGGGUAUCAGUUCCGAAGCAGAUUAUCCAUACGUGGCAAAAGAUGAGACUUGUAAGAAAAAUGCACGAAAAUCGAUUACUAGGAUUUCGGGAUACAAAAAGGUUAAUCCAACCGAAAAGGAUUUAAUUUCAGCGAUUUCUAAAAUUGGACCGAUAUCCGUUCUCGUUGGGGCCUCUCCUUGGACAAAUUAUGUUGGUGGCGUUUAUGAUAAUACAAAUUGUGGACAAAUUAACCACGCAGUUCUUGCUGUUGGAUACACUGAUGAGUAUAUUAUCGUCAAAAAUUCGUGGGGAACAGAAUGGGGAGAAGGUGGAUAUAUAAGGAUAGCAAGGGGAAAAAAUAUCUGUAGUAUUAACAAUCAAAAUUCUUAUCCCUUAUUGUAAAACUUAACUGUUAUCGUAAAGAUAUGAUGCAAAUUCGAGCAAAGUAACCAUUGCAUUGUUUAUAAAAGAUUAAAUUUUAAAUGUAAAAAAUAACGAUAUCUCAAAUAUCCCAGUAAAUAUAUGUAUAUCAUGAUCAAUA